Fusarium fujikuroi IMI 58289 is the source of this 936-nucleotide messenger RNA. RefSeq names its product related to methyltransferase. The transcript has 3 exons. The coding region runs from base 1 to 936 and encodes 311 amino acids. The record is from RefSeq and is a predicted model, not a curated record. Lineage: Eukaryota; Fungi; Ascomycota; Sordariomycetes; Hypocreales; Nectriaceae.
AUGGCUUCUGCAACUGUUAGUGCCGUGACUGGUGCCGCGACGGUCUCGACACAACUGGCGCCAUUCUCUGGUACAGAAGGAACCUACAUGCUGCCUCACCAUGCCCAGGAGAUUGAAAGAUUACAUCGCCAACACCUCUUCAUAAACACUACCACGGGAGGUCAAUUGCUUGUAGUACCAUCUAUCCACGAAAAGAAGUCUUUGCGCGUACUGGACUCGGGUGCUGCAGAUGGUUUCUGGCUUCGCGAUCUGCCCCGCCAGCUCCCAUCAAGCGAUCUGGAGCUCUAUGGAGUCGACAUUGGAUCAGAUCUCUUCCCUACACAAGAUAAGAAUGCAUCCCACAAGGUAGAGCUUCGGAGCCACGAUGUAAGAACUCCCUUUCCACAUUCGUGGGACUGGUCCUCGAAGUUCGACGUCAUCAAUCAGAGGCUUCUUAUCUGGGGCAUCAAAUCUGCCGAGUGGAACCGUGUCAUCUCAAAUCUCGUUUCAUCUCUCAAGCCCGGCGGCUAUAUACAGCUCGUCGAGGCUGAGUGGAUCGACCCUGACAACCUUGCAGACGAGAAGACCAGACCUCAGCUCAGGAAGCAGGCUGCUCUGCAAGAGUGGUCUACCGCCAGCUUUGGCAUGGACAUUCACAUUGCAUACAAGCUCGAGGGGCUUCUACGGGACGCUGGCUUGGAGGAUGUCCACAAGAUUCAGUUUGAUCACGGCUAUGGUGCCCUCGCCAAAUCAAAGGACCAGAGAAAUGUGUCAGCCGAGUUAUGGGUCGAGUGCUUCCGAACUCUGGAUGAGAAGAUUCCAGAAGGCGGAAUUCCUGGGGUUGCAGCGAAUUCGAAAGAGUUCCAUGAGUUCCUUGAUGCUUUAGAGAUUGAGAUCAAGACGUAUGGCUACCAACCCAAGCUCAACUAUGUCUAUGGACGAAGGCCAUUGAAUUGA